AGAUAUGUUAGGGAUGAUAUGGUUUUUGUUCUUUACAUUGUUGAAUGUUGCCUCUUCAAAGUUUUAUUUAGUGGAAACAAAAGGAAAGGGAUCUGAACCCCCUUCUCCUGAACCAGUAGGCUAUUCAGUAGCCCCUGGAGAACCUGCAAAGCCAGAACCAGGAAAUGAUUACAGUGAUGAUGGGGAAUCAGAAGAACCUGGAGAGGAUUACAGUGAUAAUGGUGGUGCCGGCUGGGGUCAACCAACUACAACAACCACAACGACAACAACAGCUUGGACCACAACAACAACUACGGAGUGGGUAACCACCACAACAACUCCACCACCUUGUGCAUGGUCUCCAUGGAACACCUGGGUGCCCGGUGGAACUUGUGGCGAGGUAACAGAGAAAAGGAAUAGAGAAUGUAAAGAAGCCGAUGGAGGCCCUUGUGUCAAAGGAGCUCAAUGCUCAGGAGAGCCAAACGAAGAAAAAACAAAAACUUUGGAACCUUGUUGUACCCUGGGUCCAUGGAGUGAAUUCCCUCCUACUCCAAACAAGUGCCAACCCUUCCAAUCAAAGCGUUCAAGAGAAUGCAAGCCUGCAGCUGGAUAUUCAGGCCCUUGUGAUUGUGGACAACCUUUAGAGGAAACAAAAGAUAUUCCAGCUGAAAACUGUUGUGAGUUGAGUCCAUGGAAGGAGGGGCCAUGUUCAGUUACAUGUGGUCCGGGCACAAAAUCAAAAACCCGUGAAUGUAAACCAACUGCAGCUGCUGGAUAUGGUGCUAACUGUAGUCCGGACAAAUGUACUGGACCUACUAGUGAGAAUGGGCAAUGCGAUGGUGGCCCUUGUCCAACUGAAGCACCAAAAUGGGGCAGAAGAAAGUAGACUGUUGGAAAAAUUAACUCGUGAAAACAUAUAUCUUUUAUCAAAAUUAAAUAUACUAUCUUUUAAAUAAAUCUUUAAAAUAUACA
This is a messenger RNA of Eurytemora carolleeae, 951 nucleotides long. Its product is annotated as coadhesin. The record is from RefSeq and is a predicted model, not a curated record. The transcript is spliced from 13 exons. NCBI's taxonomy places the organism in Eukaryota, Metazoa, Arthropoda, Copepoda, Calanoida, Temoridae. Bases 5 to 865 code for a protein of 286 amino acids.